Messenger RNA from Ogataea haglerorum, 2091 nucleotides. RefSeq lists its product as uncharacterized. Gene Ontology annotation, molecular function: protein binding. Gene Ontology annotation, cellular component: cell division site; nucleus; cell tip. Bases 1 to 2091 code for a protein of 696 amino acids. The transcript has a single exon. NCBI's taxonomy places the organism in Eukaryota, Fungi, Ascomycota, Pichiomycetes, Pichiales, Pichiaceae. Gene Ontology annotation, biological process: carbon catabolite repression of transcription. The record is from RefSeq and is a predicted model, not a curated record.
AUGUACUUACCACCGGACUUAUGCAGGUACAAUAAAGUGCCGCCGAACCAGUUUCAAAAUGUACUCAGCAACAGUAUCCUCCCCAUUCAGUCCACAGAUCCAAAUUGCGUGUUCAGGCUUCAAGAGCAACAGUUCAGCUUUGAUCAUCUAGAUGGCACCUUUGUUCCUGAUCUUGCAAUUCGUAUAUCACGUACACCGCUGAACUCGAGUGAUCCUAGUACUUACGCAUCAUUAUCCAAAUUUGUUGAACAGAACCUGAGAAAAUAUCACACAACCCUAGGAAACAUCAAUCAAAAUCAGCUGAUAAAUCCAUUAUCCAGGCCUCCUGAACAAACUGGAGUCCAGCCUGAUGGCAAGGGAGAAGUUCUGCCAGUUGGAUAUGGUAUAAAUCCUUUAAUUGCUGACUCAUUUAAAAACGUUCACUUGACUCCUGGCUGUUUUGCGGACAUAAUCAACUUUGAUAAGUCUAGUUCCAGCAACAACGAAAAGAGACCCUCCAACCCUACUACUGCACGUUUAUGGGGUAAGCAGAAGCCUGUGAGAACUGAUACAACAAUUGCCUCUGAUGAUUUGAAAUCUCCCAAAAGCAACUUGUCUCGUUCUACCUCAAACUUCAUAUCAAAAGUUUCGACGGCCGACAAUUACAAUCGAAAGUACUCCAACGCAUCUUCCGUACUGGUAGGAUGCCAUGGCCGAAUCAUCAACCUGAUUUCAUUGGAAGAAGAUCUCAAGGAAACAGAUGUCGAGAUUCCACUGCUUAAAGUUGUAUUUUCCUCAAGCAUCAUAACCACAUUUUCCUGUUUUCACUAUACAACAACUUCAGGAGAAAGAAAUCUGGACAUUCUCGUUGCCUUUGCGUCAGGCGAUAUCUUUUGGCUUAGCUUUCCGAAGCUGAAAUAUUCAAGAUGGAAUAAGAAUGCCAAAUUGAAAAACAAACCUGUUAUGUCUUUGCAAUGGUCACAAUGCGGAAGUUUUGCCGUCGUCGGAUUUGCAGACGGAGAGGUCAUGGUCUUUCAUAGAGAUUUCGAGGAUGCAGAAGUCUAUGAAGAAAAUAAAGCUGCUUCUCAGAAAUCCAGGCACAUGACUGUAUUGAAAUCUUUAAGCUCACAACAGACAGGAUCAAACCCAGUGUCUCAUUACAAGUUUUCCUACAAAGCCAUCACGAAACUCAAAUAUCAUCCUGCUUUCCCUAAUAUUUGGACAAUCGCAAGUGAUGAUGGAUUUGUCCGUCUUUUUGAUUUCUUUUCUGAAGUCAUAACAGACAUCGUACCAUCGUACUAUGGAGGCAUUCUUGACAUAGACAUCACGAAGGAUGGAAGAUAUAUGGUCUGUGGAGGAGAAGAUGAUUUUGUUUCUAUCUAUGAGUUUUCAAUCUUGGGCAGCGUUGGAACUACCGCUCACGGCUUAUUGAAAUUGAUAGCACGACUUGAAGGUGCAAAAUCUUGGGUUCGUGGUGUGUGCAUUGACUAUUUCAAAACGACGCCUGGAGUUCUUUAUCGUAUUGGAACUGUAGGAGAUGAUGAAACAAUUAGAUUCUAUGAGUUCCAACCUCGAAACUUGCCGAAGGCUAGAAAAUUGAAGAAUGAUAAGAUCAAGCUUUCGAUAAAUCAGAGGCAAAAAUCAAGUCUAACGCUGGAUUCUGGAAGCAAUGCUAGUAUGAAGCACUUACUACUUUCGGAAAGCAUCAAGAAAAGCUGGCUACAGAAUUCUAGAUCUCAAACUUGGACCGAAUCAGUUUCGUCAUUAACUUCUUCAACUCAGUUGCAGCAAUUAUCCUUAUAUGAGAAGAUAAAUCAAGAUCAAUCUGAGGGCUCUAGAAAAGAAGAACAGCAGCCUGGUGCUUCAAAAGCAAGACAUGUGCUAUUCAAAGACAUCAAGACUAUUUUGAAUGUUCCGUCUCAAAGCACCAUCAUUCACGAAGCCAGUAGGUGGAGAAAUUGCCCUAUAUUGUUUCCAAUUGGAGAAAAAAACGUGCAAUUGGGACGCCUAAGCGGUUUGCAAUUUCAGGAAGAGUACGUUUGGGCUUUCAUAUCUACAGGCGAUCUCAUAAGAUGGAGACGACCUAAAAAGACGAAGUCUGAAAUUAUAUAG